GUCUUCCGUUGGUCCGAACUAACUGAUUCACCGAAGCGGACCAAAUUAAAUGGAAAAGUUUCUGAUUUACCAGACAGAAUUUCCAGCGUAUUGAAUGUUUCUCUGUCAAAUAUAAACGUGGACGGUUACAUCUGUAACGAACGCAGUUAUCGAGAUCUAAAGCGCCUUGAAAAGAUCCUUGAAGAUGCAAAUUCUCUCCAACAACAAUCAUUAGAAGCAAAGUUCACAACAAACAAUCGAACAAAACAUUGUGUUCCUUCCGACCCUAAAAUUUCGCCUAGUGUCUCCGGGCCGUCGAAAUCGCUUUGCCAUGCGAUGGAUCAAGGAAGGACUUUCUGUUUUGAU
This is a messenger RNA of Porites evermanni, 345 nucleotides long. The record is from the annotation of a GenBank genome assembly. Lineage: Eukaryota; Metazoa; Cnidaria; Anthozoa; Scleractinia; Poritidae.